Anopheles bellator is the source of this 2561-nucleotide messenger RNA. RefSeq names its product innexin inx1 (gene ogre). The record is from RefSeq and is a predicted model, not a curated record. Lineage: Eukaryota; Metazoa; Arthropoda; Insecta; Diptera; Culicidae. Gene Ontology annotation, molecular function: gap junction channel activity. Bases 819 to 1919 code for a protein of 366 amino acids. Gene Ontology annotation, cellular component: plasma membrane; gap junction. The transcript is spliced from 4 exons.
GCAGACCGAUACAUACGUUAACCCGUUCAGAGCUCCCGCGAGACGGAUCGGAGGUGCGUGCGUUCGUGUUUCUGUUUCGUUGCUGGUAUUGUUUAUUUUCAUUUGGUUUUGGUCGCCUACCGCCCGCGUUGGGUUUUGGUUCGAUUGUUUGUGAUAAGCGCCAGUGGUUUUGUUUAUGGUUUGUCCGCAGACCAGCGUCGCCGUGAGGCGGAAAAGGUGAAUCGGCAAUCGAUUGGUGUCCGAGCUCUGUCUGUUUCGUUGACAUUAUUUCGCGACGCACUCGGCGCGGAUUGCUGUGGGGUGCUGCGGAGGUGCUUCCACACGGUCCCAGUGGAAUCACUAAUGAGCGGGUCAACAAGUAAUAGGUUCUUCGCAAGCGGCCAUUAUUAACGGGGAGAUUGAACCGUGCCUUAAUGUUGACACAAUGUUGACAUAAUAUUCUGUUGUAAGUGCCAAGUUUUUGAAUAUUAUCCUUUAUAACACACAAGAGAAAGAGCGAUCACGAGUGAGAACGAAACGACCGCGCGUUUGUGUGUGGCAUUAAAAGGAGCUUCCAGCACAGUGCCCGUUUGUUCGGGGUCAACGAGGUGGCCAAAGGGAAAGCAACAGCGCCACCGAGACAGAGAGACGUAACAGCAGCAGCAGCGCGGCAACGGCCUAUUGUGCGAUACGCGAGACUCCGAGAUGGCGCUCUGAGACUCCCGGCUGCCAACCGAGUAUCCACUUCCAAGGAACGGAUGAAACAGUUUCGAGUCAGCAUCAGUGCGUGAACCAUUGAAGCGUGAUAAAACGAUAAACGACAUACACUCGGACCCAUCAUGUUCAAGUUACUCGGGGGCCUGAAGCAGUACUUCAAGUGGCAGGACAUCCAGACGGACAACAUCGUGUUUCGGUUGCACAACACGUUCACCACGGCCUUGCUGCUCGCCUGCAGUCUUAUCAUCACGGCCACCCAGUAUGUGGGCAACCCGAUCAGUUGCAUUGUCGGCGGCGUGCCGUCCCAUGUCGUCAACACGUUUUGCUGGAUCUCCAGCACGUUCACCAUGCCGGAUGCGUUCCGGCGGCAGGUUGGGCGGGAAGUGGCCCAUCCCGGUAUAGCGAACGACUUUGACGAUGAAGAUGCGAAAAAAUAUUACACCUACUACCAAUGGGUGUGCUUUGUGCUGUUCUUCCAAGCAAUUGCGUGUUACACGCCGAAGUUCAUCUGGGACGCCGUCGAGGGUGGACUGAUGCGCAUGAUCGUGAUGGGGCUGAACAUUGGGGCGUGCAAGGAGCAGGAAAAGUGUGCCAAAAAGCAGGUCCUGCUCGACUAUCUGCUCGGCCACCUGAAGCACCACAAGAUCUACGUCGUGCGGUACUGGGUCUGCGAGGCGCUGUGCUUCAUCAACAUCGUCGUCCAGCUGUGGCUGAUGAAUCAGUUCUUCAACGGAGAGUUCAUCUCGUACGGCUGGGAUGUGCUCCAGUACUCGGACCAACCACAGGAGCAAAGGGGCGACCCGAUGGUGUACGUGUUUCCGCGCGUCACAAAGUGCAACUUCUACAAGUACGGUCCGACCGGAAGCAUUCAGAAGCACGACGCCAUGUGCAUACUGCCGCUGAAUAUCGUCAACGAGAAAACGUACAUUUUCAUCUGGUUCUGGUACAUCAUACUGGCCACGCUUCUCGCGGGACUGAUUAUCUACAGGGCGAUCAUCAUUUUUGUGCCCUCGGUGCGGGCCCGGUUGCUGAACGCCCGGAACCGGAUGGUGCCGCGCGAUGUUGCGAAAACGAUCUCGGACAACAUGGACCUCGGCGACUGGUGGAUUGUGUACAUGCUGGCCACCAAUCUCGAUCCCCUCAUCUACAAAGACAUUGUCACGGAACUGUCCAAACGGAUAAAGCUAAAUGAACCCGAAAGUGAGGAGAAGCGCAUGCACUGAACGCUCUGAAAGCACACCAAACGUGACCACUAAUAUGCUGCCACACACACACACACGCACACAUGGAGCGGAAUCUGUGUCGAUGCGACCAUUGGACGAAAAACAGGUUUCCCUGCGUGGCACGAAACAAACGCAUUCCUACGAAGCACGGGUCGUUCAAAAAUUGGAUCCGGACAUUCCGAUGUAGUGUUUCGCGCAAAAAUCGAAUCUCUAUUCCUGUUAUUUCUGAUAAUUUUUAUUUUAUACCUUCAUAUUUAUACUCGAAUUAACGGCGACUAAAUUGUAAGGAACGACUUUUCAUCGCCCAUGGCAAAGCUAUGAGGGAGACAAUCUUGUGUAUUAGAUGGACGCCACCUAACCAAUGUCGGGGGGUGGCAUUAGAGCGACUGUUAGAAAUAGGAAGCAAAACGCACACAGCGGAGCGCACAACGUUACUAAAACUUCCUUCAGCCGAACAACAGGACGAUAAUGUAGAACAUCGAUAGAGUAGAAAAAAAUGACGAGUGAUGAAUGCAUCAUUAAGCCACAAAAGACAGACAAAAAGGUAGACAGAUGUGGAAAUGUGAAAAUUGGCUUUGAAACCAAUCGGAGAGAGUAUUAACGAAUGUCGAAAUAAAACAGAAAAACACUUCAGCACACACA